GUCAGUUGGUUACCAUCCUGAGCAGACGACGGACGUGUAUUAUUUUUUGUCAGACAGUGAUUGAGCUUUAUAUUCAGGAUUAUUUCACAUUUCAAUAUCAAGAUGACUCUUGGGGAAACAGAGCUGCCAUACCACGACAUUGAUGGUGAUUUUAUUGGAGAUGAUGCGGUGAUGGAAGCCGGUUAUGCCUUGCGAGAGGUAUUGAUUCGAGCAAAGAUGGAGAAUAGAUUAACCUGUGGGGUUUAUCAAGCAGCAAGAAAACUAGAAACAUCACCAGAGAGGGUAAUGCUAUGCAUCCACGCAGACCUUGGUAUCGUGGACGUGGCUCAUCAGCUACACUUUGCUUUGUUAGAAGCAUUCUGCAGUGAAAACCAGAUCAGAUUAUUCAAGGUUGGUGACACGGCACCUUUAGAAACAAUCUGCGAAGGAGCGGCGCCCCUUACUCCAUGUACACCGACCACACCCGAUUCUCCGGCUGAUUUCAGUGAUCUAGCAGAGCCCCUUCCUCGCAGCCAGAGGACACCUGACUUUACUUGCGUUCUUGUCGAGUUUCCAGAGAAGAUGGAUUCGACUUGCACAACGCUUUUUUCACUCUAUGACCAUCUCGCCGAGGACAUGACAUUCCCACAGAUCACCUUGGCAACUUGAUUUGAAUGUCAACAAAAUCAAAAGGUGACCGGUCUUGGACGGAAGUUCACCGAAAAAAAAAAAUCAUCGAUGAUAUUAGCUCUCCAGUAUAUCAUAGAACUAUGGGUUACAAUGAUACUGGCAAGGACACUAUGCUAUUGCGUGGAUAAACGGACUUUGACAGAAAUUAAGAAUGUUUACCUACUUUGCAAGAGGUGAUUUCUGGUGCCUGAGGGCAUGAUGUCAUAAUAAACGAUUACUGUGACGUCACAAAGGAUAAUAGUGAUGACAUGAUAAAGGAAUAUGGUAUAUCACUGCCUGUCAGUGCCAUAGUUCAAAGAAGAACACGUUUGAUAUCAUCUUCUGAAAAGUGUAUAUUAUAAUUAUUGCAUGAGCGUGAUGCUGAAACGGGGAAAAAAGAAAUGGGUUUUAGUAUGAUACAUUAUAUAUAUAUCAAUAUUAUGUAUAUGCCAAAAAAAGUUUACAAUGAAAACAAAGAAACUUGAAAAUAAAAAAAAACAGAAAUAAGAAAAAAAAUGAAUAAUAUGUAUACUUGCAUGAAUUCUAUUUUAUGUUUCAAGCUAAAUGAUAAUUUGAAGUAUAAAUCAGUGGUGGAUCCAGGGUGAACAUCCAUGCCACCCCCCCCCUACUUUGAGAGCCAGAACAAAUAUUUGUAAUGCAAAGUGUGCAUACACAAGUGAAGACUUUUUGGGGGGGGGCGGUCAUCAAAUUUUUCUGAACAUAAUGUUAAUGCCCCCCCCUUUGAAAAUCCUGAAUCCGCCCCUGGUGUAAAUUGGAAUGAGUAAAAAAAGAACCUCAAGCAGUGUGUUUUUAGUGGCUAAGCUAAGACAGAGGGUGAGAGGAAUAAGACACUACAAAUGGAUUGGGUCCUGGUUUCAUGAAGAAUUAAUUACAAAGGCAUAUGUGAUGCCAUUUUUUGUGUGUAAUACACAUAAAUGCAUGUAUAUAAUUAUAUUUCAAUGCUAUUUAUUAUGAAUUUGUUAAUUACUUAGUUUCGCUUAUGUUAGAAUUAUUAACGAUAAAUGAAAUGUUAAGCAUGGCUGGUCCAUGUCAUGAUGAUAACUUUGCAUUAUGUAAAAAGUUGUGAAAAUAUAUUUAAGUUCUUAAAUAAUACUAGUUGUUUUAUUUAUUAAUCUGUUUUUAUUUUCAUUUUCCUAGAUUAAAAAAAAACCAUCAUUGAUAGAAGAAAUAAUUAAUUGUUUUCUCCAAUGUAAAAACAUUCAGUUGGCCUUGAAGUUGAUGACUAGUAGGCUGAAAAAAAUUUGAAUUUAUUGAUAAAAGUAAAGUUGAAAAUUUAUGACACUCUAAUGAUGAGGCAGCGGGAAUGGAUGUUAUUUCUUGGUUUAUUAUUAUUCACUUAAUGUUAAAUUGGUUUUGAUCUGUAGCAAUGUAUACGCUAAAAAAUUAUCACAAGAAUUAGGAAUUCUACCAUCAUUAUUGCCAUUAUUAUUAUUAUUGACUUUAUUUUGCCAUAUUUUAUCAACUCAUUAAACUACACGUAUUGUGCUUUUUAGUUAAGGUAAUCUGGGUACUACCAAUUCCGGUCGAAGGGCAUUUCUGUACAUAGUUGGAGCUUUGAUUUCCCUCCAUAUUUAUCUAUUAUAAUGUAAAUAAAUUCAUGAAUUGCAUGUUGUACAUGUACAAAUCUUAUAAGAUUAUAUAAUCGUUGUGGUUAAUACAUUGUUCAAAUACUGUAUUGGAGUUUUAUCCAAAUAUUUAGUAUUCAACUUAAUCCAUGCAGGUUUAGAAUCAUCUAUAGAGAAUACUGCUUUAUAGAGUGUGUGACUAAUAUGUAUCUUCCGGUACAAUAAAUGUUUUAUAAAUAUUGUAUAUAUGAAUCCAAUAUAAAGUGCAAAUGUGCUUAAAGAAAAUAAAUUAAGAAUGAAACCAUA
Lytechinus pictus (painted urchin) is the source of this 2540-nucleotide messenger RNA. Its product is annotated as growth arrest and DNA damage-inducible protein GADD45 gamma-like. Gene Ontology annotation, cellular component: cytoplasm; nucleus. The record is from RefSeq and is a predicted model, not a curated record. NCBI's taxonomy places the organism in Eukaryota, Metazoa, Echinodermata, Echinoidea, Temnopleuroida, Toxopneustidae. The coding region runs from base 103 to 648 and encodes 181 amino acids. The transcript has 5 exons. Gene Ontology annotation, biological process: regulation of cell cycle.